AUGUUUGGAUAUACUGUUCAGCAAUUCGAAAAUGAGGAAGGAAAAUGGGUGCUCAUUGGUUCACCCCUGGAGGGACAACCAGCUCGCAAGACAGGAGAUGUGUAUAAAUGUCCAGCAAAUGGUCAAUCAAAAUGCAUUAAGAUUAACUUGCCAAAAUAUACUACCAUUGCCAAUGUUACGGAGGUGAAAGACAACAUGACCAUGGGAUCAACUUUAGUCAUAAAUCCUAAUGGUGGAUUCAUGGCAUGUGGACCCCUCUAUGCAUACAGGUGUGGAAGCCUGCAUUACACAACUGGAAUUUGUUCAAAUGUCAGUUCUAAAUUUCAAGUUUUAAACUCAAUUGCUCCUGGAGUUCAAGAAUGUACCACCCAGCUGGAUCUGGUGAUAGUUCUCGAUGGCUCUAACAGUGUUUUUCCUUGGCACAGUGUCAGCACAUUUUUAAUAAAACUAUUGAGCGGAAUGGACAUCUCUCCUACACAAACUCAAGUUGGCAUUGUUCAGUAUGGAGCAAAUGUGACUCAUGAAUUCAAUUUGAACACACACUCUACCACAAAGAGUGCGCUAGAUGCGGCCAAGAAGAUAACACAACUAAAAGGCGAUCAGACGCAAACAGCUCAUGGUAUUGAAACAGCAAGAGCAGAAGCUUUCAGUGAAGAAAGAGGUGCACGGAAAGGAGUGAAGAAAGUUAUGCUGGUUGUAACAGAUGGUGAAUCUCAUGAUGGUUAUAAAUUGCCUGAUGUCAUUGCUAACUGUGAAAAAGAUGGAAUUGAAAGAUAUGGUGUUGCUAUUCUUGGAUACUACAACAGAGGAAAUAUAAGCACAGAGAAACUGAUCAAUGAGAUUAUAUCCAUUGCAAGUGAUCCAAAAGAGAAACAUUUUUUUAAUGUGUCGGAUGAGUUUGUUCUUUCAACAAUUGCGGAAUCAAUAGGAGAACGGAUAUUUGCCCUUGAAGCUACAACAGAACAACAGACAGUGUCAUUUGAAAUGGAAAUGUCACAGUCUGGAUUCAGUGCUCACUAUUCUAAGGACUGGGUGAUGCUUGGUGCAGUUGGAGCCUACGAUUGGAAUGGGACAGUUGUCAUGAUGAAAUCUGAUGACGUUGUCACCCCAGGGAAUAAUUCAUUUCACACAAGAACAGAAGAUAAAAAUGAGCCUCUGGCAGCCUACUUAGGAUAUACUGUAACUUCUGCUUCUGUGAAGGGAAGAGAAAUAUACAUUGCAGGACAGCCUCGAUACAACCACACGGGUCAGGUUAUCAUUUAUAAAAUGCAAGGAAGAGACAUCAAUAUUAUUGACACAUUAAAUGGAGAACAGAUUGGGUCUUAUUUUGGAAGUAUCCUCACCACAGUAGACAUAGAUGGAGAUGCAAUCAGUGACAUUCUUCUGGUUGGCGCACCAAUGUUUAUGGGAGCUGAAAAACAAGAACAAGGAAAAGUGUACGUCUAUAGCAUUCAGGAGGUUAGCAUUUUCAGCUAUUUAUGUGAUUUGGAGACUUUUAAGCAUGAGAUGAGUUUGGAGCCUAUGAACCAAACCUGCAAACAAGAAGCAGAAAAUGAACCUUGUGGGGCACGCUUUGGAACAGCUAUUGCGGCAGUGACAGAUCUCAACCUAGAUGGCUACAAUGAUGUAGCUAUAGGGGCUCCUUUAGAGGGAGAUCACAGAGGAGCUGUGUAUAUUUAUCAUGGAAGUGGAAAAACCAUAAGAAGCGACUAUGCUCAGCGUAUUCCAUCAGGAGGAGAUGGGAAAACAGUCAAAUUUUUUGGUCAGUCUAUUGAUGGUAAAAUGGACUUGAAUGGAGAUGGACUGACGGAUGUAACUAUUGGAGGUCUUGGAGGAGCUUCUCUGUUUUGGUAUGUAUUGAUGUGA
This is a messenger RNA of Staurois parvus, 1866 nucleotides long. Lineage: Eukaryota; Metazoa; Chordata; Amphibia; Anura; Ranidae. The record is from the annotation of a GenBank genome assembly.